UAGCCGCAACAAAAAAACCCAUUAUAAUUUAAUUUUAUUUAAUUUCCUUUCAUUUCUUCUUCUCUUUGAUCUGAGAAAAUCGAGAAAAACAUAGAGCGAAGAAAAAGAAGAAGAAGAAGAAGAAGAAGACAUUGUUCGUUGCUGUUAGAAACCCUAGCAAUAGCAGAGUGAUACAGAGAGAGAGAGAGAGAGAGAGAGAGAGAGAGAGUGUGUGUGAUUGAUUGAUGGUGAUGAUGAUCGGUGCGUAGUGCGGUGGUGACGAUGAUGAACACAGCGAACGGCAUGGUGUCUCCGUCGUCGACUUCAGCGGGUAACAACAACAACGCACAGUCGCCUGGUCUCAAGACCUAUUUCAAAACCCCUGAAGGCCGAUAUAAGCUUCAAUACGAGAAAACUCACCCUUCUGGUCUUCUUCAUUACGCUCAUGGCAAAACCGUUACUCAGGUAACCUUAGCACAUCUUAAGGACAAGCCUUCGCCUUCAACCCCGACGACGGCGUCGUCUUCGAGUUUUAGUGCCGGUAGUGGGGUGCGGUCAGCGGCAGCUAGAUUGCUGGGAGGAAGCAAUGGAAGCCGAGCACUUAGUUUUGUUGGAGGCAAUGGUGGCAGCAAGAGCAACGGGUUAAACAGUAGGAUUGGUUCAAUUGGUGCCUCGAGUUCAAGUAAUGCAGUGGCUAAUCCAAAUUUUGAUGGGAAAGGAACUUACUUGAUAUUCAAUGUUGGGGAUGCAAUUUUCAUAAGUGAUUUGAAUUCUCAAGACAAGGACCCCAUAAAGUCUAUUCACUUCAGUAAUUCAAAUCCCGUAUGCCACGCAUUUGAUCAGGACUCUAAGGAUGGGCAUGAUUUGCUCAUUGGCUUGAGCUCUGGGGAUGUCUACUCAGUGUCACUGAGACAGCAAUUACAGGAUGUUGGUAAAAAGCUUGUUGGGGCCCAGCAUUACAACAAAGAUGGUUCUGUCAAUAACAGCCGUUGCACUUGUAUUUCUUGGGUUCCUGGAGUUGAUGGUGCUUUUGUUGUUGCUCAUGCGGAUGGGAAUUUGUUCGUAUAUGAAAAGAACAAAGAUGGCGCUGGUGAUUCUUCAUUCCCAGUUAUCAAAGAUCAAACUCAGUUUUCUGUUUCCCAUGCACGGUAUAGCAAGAGUAAUCCAGUAGCCAGAUGGCAUAUAUGCCAGGGAUCGAUUAACAGUAUUUCUUUCUCAAAUGAUGGGGCAUACUUAGCUACUGUUGGACGAGAUGGGUAUUUGCGAGUGUUUGAUUACUUGAAAGAACAACUUAUAUGUGGUGGGAAAAGUUAUUAUGGUGCUUUGUUAUGUUGUGCUUGGAGCAUGGAUGGAAAAUAUAUUUUGACGGGAGGAGAAGAUGAUUUGGUUCAGGUUUGGAGUAUGGAAGAUCGCAAAGUUGUGGCAUGGGGUGAGGGACAUAACUCAUGGGUCAGUGGAGUGGCAUUUGACUCGUAUUGGUCAUCACCAAAUUCAAAUGACAAUGGAGAGACCAUUAUGUAUCGGUUUGGUUCCGUUGGUCAGGACACUCAACUGCUUCUAUGGGACCUGGAAAUGGAUGAGAUUGUAGUGCCUUUAAGGCGAUGCCCACCUGGUGGAUCACCGACAUACAGUACUGGAAGCCAGUCAUCCCACUGGGACAAUGUUGUCCCAUUGGGUACCUUGCAACCUGCUCCAAGUAUGCGAGAUGUUCCGAAAAUCUCUCCGCUGGUUGCUCACCGGGUGCAUACUGAACCACUCUCUGGCUUGAUAUUUACCCAGGAAUCCGUACUUACUGCCUGCCGUGAGGGCCACAUAAAAGUCUGGAUGAGACCUGGAGCUCCUGAGAGCCAACCAAGCAACUCGGAAACAUCGUUAGCUACUAGUCUCAAGGAGAAGCCUUUACUUUCGAGCAAGCUCAGCAAUUCUAGUUACAAAUAAUGACGAAAUCUUAACAUAAAGCGAAUUUUAAGCAAUUUUUUUCAAUAUGGUUUGUUUAUCUUUUAUCUGGUUGGUUCACAGUUUUAACAUCUUGAUUCAAGUAUAAAUGAACCAGCUGGUCUCUCUGUAUAUUCAGUAAUCACGGAUGAGAAUGCCAUUGAUGGAAGUGAGAGGAUGAGCAUGCCUCCUGUAAUUACCAAACGGCCAUUUAUUAGGGUGUCUGAUUAGGAAUUACAGGAAUAAUGUGAAAUUGGUCCUUAGAGAUCGGUACUUUCAAAGUGAAUACAAACAAGCCAUUAUUUAUUGUCUUA
This is a messenger RNA of Lotus japonicus, 2228 nucleotides long. RefSeq lists its product as uncharacterized. Bases 262 to 1917 code for a protein of 551 amino acids. Gene Ontology annotation, molecular function: protein binding. Lineage: Eukaryota; Viridiplantae; Streptophyta; Magnoliopsida; Fabales; Fabaceae. The transcript has 11 exons. The record is from RefSeq and is a predicted model, not a curated record.